Molecule: messenger RNA, 2010 nt
Organism: Penicillium olsonii
Lineage: Eukaryota; Fungi; Ascomycota; Eurotiomycetes; Eurotiales; Aspergillaceae
Source: the annotation of a GenBank genome assembly
AUGGAUCCACUUUCGGGUGCAGCAAGUGUUAUCGCAGUUAUCCAGUUAACUGGAGUUAUCUUACAAAUAUGUGGGAAGUAUCUCAAUAACGUCAAGAGCGCGAAGCAGGAUAUCCAGCGUUUCCAAGAGAAGGUCGCUGCCCUAUCCCAAGUCCUUCACUCUCUCGAUGAGCUGAUCCGUGGAUCUGAUGGUAACAAACUUACUGCUACGCAAGACCUGGUCGACAAUAUUGCCAAAUGCUCCUCAGCACUUACAAAUUUGAAAGAGAAAAUCAAUCCGGAAAAGACGCAAAAAAAGAUGAGGAAAUGGGGCCUUCGAGCCUUAAAAUGGCCACUGGCACGAUCAGAGGUAGAUUUUGCUAUCAUGGAGCUUGAGUCGUUCAAAACAAUGUUUGCUUUGUCCUUGCAGGUUGAUCAAACGAGAUUGACCAACUCGAUACACAAAAUGAUAGACCUUAGCAGAUUACAGAUUGCAAAACAAGCAGCAUUCGACUCCUACGGCAACCAACAUAGUGAAUGUCUUCCAGGGACCCGGAUUGACCUGCUUCGAGAAAUCGAAGAGUGGGCAACAUCGCCACACGGAAAAUGCAUAUUUUGGUUGAACGGUAUGGCUGGGACAGGGAAAUCAACUAUCUCCCAAACCGUUGCAAUCCGUCUUCAAGAGCAGCAGCUUCUCGGGGCCAGCUUCUUCUUUCGGAGAGGCGAAGAGGACAGAGGGACAGCAAAAAAGCUUUUUCCAACAUUGACUCAGCAAAUGGUCAAGCGAAUACCUCAAAUGAUGCCUCGAGUUCAAAAGGCAAUGGACAAUGACCCUAAUAUUUCGGAAAAGGUGUUGAGAGAACAAUUUGAAAAGCUUCUACUGGAUUCACUGUUUGAUAUUGAGCAGCGCGAAGAGGUCAUAAGAAAAGUGAUCGUGAUUGAUGCUCUCGAUGAAUGCGAUUCAGAAGAUGAUAUAGGGAUUAUUCUCCGGCUCUUGCCACAAGUUCGAAAGUCAACUUCCGUGCAAUUACGGUUUCUAUUGACAAGCAGACCUGAAUUGCCGAUCAGGCUGGGCUUCGAAGGGAUCACCGAUGCCCACCAGGAUUUGGUCCUCCAUGAGAUCGACAAGCCAGUGAUAGAGCAUGACAUAUCCUUGUAUUUUGAGGAUCAGUUCCUACGCCUAAAACAGAGGCGCUCAUUUCCACCAGACUGGCCCGGAGCUGCAGCCACCAAGAUAUUGGUUGAUAGGGCUGUCCCUUUGUUCAUUGCAGCUGCUACCAUAUGUCGUUUUAUCAGUGAUAUAAGAUGGAACCCUCGAAAGCGACUUGAGGCGAUAUUGACAGACCGAUCAACCUAUGUGUCUAAGAUGGACAGCACCUAUGUUCCUGUGCUGAGGCAACUCCUCACUGGCCAAAAUGAAACAGAGUCACGGAAAUUACUCGAAGAGUUCAAGGAGAUAGUCGGGGUGAUCAUUAUUCUUGCCACUCCGCUCUCGAUCAACUCCCUUAGCCGCCUAAUAGACAGAGACUCAGAUGAUGUCAAAUGUCGAUUAGACCAGCUCCACUCGGUUCUCGGUGUACCAAAAAAUCUCGACACACCAGUCAGGAUCCUCCAUAUCUCAUUCCGAGAUUUUCUCUUGGAUCACCGCGAAGGCGGAAGCGAAUUCUGGAUCAAUGGGAAUUACGCAAACCAGCGUCUUGCAGAACGAUGCUGUCAGAUCAUGCAGGACAGCCUCGAGAAAAACAUUUGCAAACUGCCAAGCGAAGGCAUACAAUGGAGUGAAAUUAGCGAUGAUUCGAUUCAGCACUAUAUGCCUCCCGAACUGAAAUACGCUUGUCGAUACUGGGUGCAUCAUCUGGUACAAUGCCCGGACUUGCCAAACAUAAUGCACAAUGUUUAUCUAUUUCUCCAGGUGCACUUUUUGCACUGGGUCGAAGCAAUGAGCCUACUGCGUCUUACGUCAGCUGUAUCCGGUAUUCUUGAUCUGCUCCAAACGGCUAUAUCGGUAAGUUCCGAUGAUAAUCAUAGAUGA